GUGCGUUGUUGGGUUUGUUUUUUGCCGCCAAUUUUUGUUCUGGUGUCCUUCGCAUCUUCAAAGUAUUUCCUCAAUUCGCACCGGCGUUGAAAGAGAUGGCAAGGCUCGAGGGAACAUCCAAGAGACGUAGGGACGAAGACGAGGAUCAUGGCCACGCUCAGAGCCAGGAUGCAGUCGUCCCCCGUAGCAGGAUCACUUCAACUCUUCACGGCGUACAGGAUAAAACAGAAUACAAGAAUGGCGCCAUCUUGAAAGUCUCUAUGAAGAGCUUUGUCACGUACGAGUACUGCUCUUUUACCCCUGGACCGAACCUGAACAUGAUCAUUGGACCAAACGGCACAGGAAAGAGUACCAUCGUUUGCGCUAUAGCCCUCGGACUCGGCUGGAAUACCAAUGUGUUGGGCAGAGCAAAGGAUAUCUCAGAAUUCGUCAAACAUGGCGCGGACAAAGGGUGGAUCGAAAUUGUACUUUGCAACAGAUUUGGGUCCAAUGUCGCGAUCAAGCGCCAUAUCAACAAGAACAAUAACACUAGCGUUUGGAAGAUCAACGGCGAGAACAAAACGCAGAAAGAUGUUAUGAAAAAGGUUCAGUCAUUCAACAUCCAGGUCGACAAUCUUUGCCAAUUUCUUCCGCAGGAUAGAGUCUCGGAAUUUGCACAGAUGUCACCGCAAGAACUUCUCAAGGAGACUCAGCGUGCUGUUGGAGGAGAGGAGAUGUUAACUGAUCAUCAGAGGCUUAUCGGCUUGUGGAACGAACAUAAAACGAUUGCUGCUUCCAUGAAAGGAGAUCUCGAGUUUAUCGAAACGAACAUGAAACGCAACCAAGUGAUAGAAAAGGAUGUGCUUCGAUUUCAGGCGCGCGAAGCUGUGUUGAAAAGGGUGCGCCUGCUCGAGAUUUGGAUUCUAUAUGCGAAAUACGGUAAAGCCAAGGAUGAAUACAAUGAGGUCAAAGAAUCGAGGCGCGUCACGUUCGCUAUGUAUAAGCAGCUCCAAACUGAAGUAGAACCGCUGCAGUCUAAACUCAGCACGAUGGAAGACAGGGAGAAGCGUUGCGACGAUGAAAAGGCCGUUUUGGACAGACAGUACCAGAAAUCUGUCCAUGCUAUGAAAACCGUGGGCGCAGCGAUCGAGGCAGUAGAGGGAACGGGAGAGGAGCUUCGAAAGGAUAUGGACCGACUUCAUGCCAGAGCUCAGCAGAGACAGGCUGCAAUUGCCAAUAUGAAGCGCAAGGUUGCGGCACAGCAAGAAUUGGUCGAUGGUGCACAGUCGGAUGAGCACAUCAACAAGGAAAAGGAUGAGCUGCAUGAGAAAGUGAUGGCCAUACAAGAAGAAGUUCACGACAUAAAGGACAAGAUUGACGUCCUGCGCUCCCGCCAAGAAGAUAUCGUUCGUGAGGGCAAUUCCAUAAAUUUCCGACUGACCGAGAAAAGAAAACGGCUGGAGGCACUCGACGAUAUUAGAAACAGACGACUGCAGCAGCUAAGGAGCCAAGAUAACGAUGUGUAUGAGGCUGUUCUCUGGCUACGCCAGAAUCGCGAGAUGUUUCAGAAGCAUGUCUUUGAGCCCGUGUGCCUUGAACUCAAUAUCAAAAAUAUGAAGUUCGUCAACGCCAUCGAGAAUAUUCUUCGCAACCAUCUCAAGACGUUUGUAUGCCAGACGAGAGGUGAUUAUGAUAUCUUCACGCGUGAGCUGCUGGAUAAGAGGAGACUGAGGGUUAAUGUGAUCGCUCCCAGUCCAAAGGAGUUGGACCUGGACAAUUACAGCCCACCUGUGCCACCAAACCAACUCAGUCGUUAUGGAUUUACUUGCUACAUGCUGGAUGCCAUCGAUGGACCACCCGCGCUCAUGGCAACUAUGUGUAGCAAAGGUGGAAUACACAUGAUUCCUGUCGCCGACACCCCGAACCUGGAUUUUCAAGCAAUCCGCGAAAGUAGAAAAUUCAAGCGCUAUGCCAACUCUACAACUGUUUACAGCGUGACCUACUCAAAGCACACUGGGGAAGCUAUGGACACAGCAACGCAACUUCGACCAGCCCAGAUCUUUACGGCGUCUGUUGACCACGAGGAGCGCGCUCAGCUGAUUAGGGAAGUGGAUCAAAUGCGGUCCACUUUGGAGCAGAACGAAGGAAAGGUUCGCAACAUGAGUGGGGAAGAGAAUGGACUUCGCCAAGCCUAUCAGGAACUCCAAAGCAAGAAGAAUUCUCUGAGUGACAGGAGGAAGGAGUUGGUAAUGAUGAUCAAGCAAAAGGAGAAGAACAAGAUCGAGCUUGAGAGGUUUAAAGAGGACUUGGAACGCAAGCUGCAGGAGCCCUCGACUGAGGAGGGAGUGGAAACGAUCCGUCGCAAUCUCCGCAAAUUGGCGAUGAAGCGUUGCAAGCUGACCAUGGACUAUCUUGAACACGCCAAGGAGAGCCAGCGACUCUUCUCCAAGCUCACUAUUGCGACGUUGAACCGGUUGCAGGCGCAUACGGCACUGCAGGCGACAAAAGCGGAAUGCGACGCAAAGGCUCGUGAGCUGAAGGACAUGGAGGACCAAUACGCUGCGGUGAACGAGCAAUAUGAUGAGGUAAAGGAACGCGCCAAGGUUUUGUUAGACAAGGCCAAGGAGGAGUACAAUACAUUGCGGCCAGAAGACGUUGCUGAGUUCCAGGAGGUUGGAAAGGGCAUCCCUCUGGAAGAAUUGGAAGAGAUGCUUUCUGCCGAGAGUGCCAAAGCUGCUCUUCACUAUACCCCAAACCAAUCGGUGAUCGAUAAGUACGAGCAACGUCAGGGGGAGAUCAAGAGUGCCCAAGAAAAAGUUGAAACAAAGGAAAGGAAGCUGUCCAAGGUCAUGACGGAUAUCGAAGCUGUCCGUGGACCGUGGCACAUAAAACUGAUUUCACUGAUUGCGAGGAUUAGCAAGGGAUUCUCAAAAUCGUUUGAGAAGAUUGGGUGUGCAGGAGAGGUCAAGCUUGGCGAGCACGAGGACUAUGACAAAUGGUGCAUCGAAAUCCUGGUCAAGUUCAGGGAUACCGAGAAACUUCAAAAGUUGACGGGACAACGCCAAUCGGGAGGAGAGCGUUCUGUAUCGACGAUCAUGUACUUGAUGGCCCUCCAGGAGAUGUCCAAAGUGUCAUUUCGAGUCGUGGAUGAAAUUAAUCAGGGCAUGGAUCCUCGCAAUGAACGUCUGGUUCACUCACAACUGGUGGAUAAGGCAUGCCAGGAUGACACAGCACAGUACUUCCUGAUUACACCCAAGCUGUUGCCGAACCUGGAGUACCACGAACGCAUGAAAGUUCUCUGCAUCUACAAUGGAGAAUGGCUGGACGAAAAUGUCCCGAAAUGGGGGACCUAUAUUGAGAACCAGCAGCGGAGUCGAGUCCGUCAGAUGUAGAGUCAUCCUUAUCUUUACUGUGUGCCUAGUAGCUGGUAUGCCCUCGUUCUUAUGGUGAUAUAAAUAUAAAAGC
Messenger RNA from Gamsiella multidivaricata, 3444 nucleotides. RefSeq lists its product as uncharacterized. Gene Ontology annotation, biological process: double-strand break repair via homologous recombination. NCBI's taxonomy places the organism in Eukaryota, Fungi, Mortierellomycota, Mortierellomycetes, Mortierellales, Mortierellaceae. Gene Ontology annotation, molecular function: ATP binding; ATP hydrolysis activity. The record is from RefSeq and is a predicted model, not a curated record. The transcript has 17 exons. Gene Ontology annotation, cellular component: Smc5-Smc6 complex. The coding region runs from base 96 to 3371 and encodes 1091 amino acids.